CGUCCACGAUAUAGCCGUUACAAUCACCGUCCUUAAACCGUACAGCUGUCAAACGGCAAUCGUUAAAAUUUCCUUCCAUUUCCUCCCUCGCCGUUCACAAUCCGUCACCCCCAUUUCCCCUAAAAAUCCCCCACCAAACUGAAAUUCCCUACUUUUGGAGACCUCACAAGCAAAACCCAAAACGAAGAGCUCAAAAACCCGACCUCCAAUGGCAAUGGUGGUACCAAACCCACACCACUAAAAAUCAAAAUCUAGGGUUUCAAAAUCAAAUCCAAAAAAUGGCAGACAAUAAAACAAGCAAAACAACUCCGAAGACCAAGAAGGAAGCCCAAGGCCUCCUCCUCGGGCGAUACGAGGUCGGAAAAUUCCUCGGCCACGGCACAUUCGCAAAAGUAUACCAUGCCCGAAACAUCAAAACCAACGAAGGCGUAGCAAUCAAGAUCAUCGACAAAGAGAAGAUCCUCAAAGGCGGCUUAAUCGCCCACAUAAAGCGCGAGAUCUCGAUCCUCCGCAGAGUCCGACACCCCAACAUCGUCCAAUUAUUCGAAGUCAUGGCCACCAAAUCCAAAAUCUACUUCGUAAUGGAGUACGUUAAAGGCGGCGAACUCUUCAAUAAGGUAGCCAAAGGUAGACUCAAAGAAGAAGUAGCCAGAAAAUACUUCCAACAACUCAUCUCCGCCGUUGGAUUCUGCCACGCUCGCGGCGUCUACCAUCGAGAUCUAAAACCCGAAAACCUCUUGCUCGAUGAAGACGGAGACCUCAAAGUUUCCGAUUUCGGUCUUAGUACUGUCUCCGAUCAGAUUCAACAAGAUGGUUUGUUCCACACUUUUUGUGGUACUCCAGCUUAUGUUGCUCCUGAAGUUUUGGGUCGAAAAGGGUACGAUGCUGCUAAGGUUGAUAUUUGGUCUUGUGGAAUCAUUCUCUUUGUUUUGAUGGCUGGGUAUUUGCCUUUUCAUGAUCAGAACAUUAUGUCUAUGUAUAAGAAGAUAUACAAAGGUGAGUUUAGAUGUCCUAGGUGGUUUUCUAAUGAAUUAGUUAAAUUGCUUUCUCGUCUUCUCGAUAUUAAUCCCGAAACUAGGAUUACCAUUCCUGAGAUUAUGAACAAUCGCUGGUUUAAAAAGGGUUUUAAGCAUAUUAAGUUUUAUAUUGAGGAUGAUAAGUUGUGUAGUGUUCAUGAUGAGAUUAAUAGUAGUAAUGAUGUUGGGUCUGAGUCUGAGUCUGAUCAAUCGUUGUUGUCUGAAUCCGAAUUGGAAAUUGAGUCUCGGAGGAGGCUUUCGAGUUUGCCAAGGCCGGCGAGUUUGAAUGCGUUCGAUAUUAUAUCGUUUUCGCCUGGGUUUGAUUUGUCAGGUUUGUUUGAGGAGGGAGGUGAUGGGGCUAGGUUUGUUUCGGGGGCUCCCGUGCCGAAGAUAAUAUCGAAAUUGGAGGAGAUUGCGAAAGUUGUGAGUUUUACGGUGAGGAAGAAGGAUUGUAGAGUGAGUUUGGAAGGGACUAGAGAGGGAGUGAAAGGACCUUUGACAAUUGCAGCGGAGAUAUUUGAAUUAACACCGUCGUUACGGGUUGUGGAGGUGAAGAAGAAAGGAGGAGAUAAAGGAGAGUAUGAUGAUUUCUGUAACAGGGAAUUGAGGCCCGGUUUGCAGAACCUGAAUGGUGAAGAACUUGCAACUUCUUCACUUCCACAUACUCCAAAUUUGGUGUCAGAUACUUCACAUUUGGUUUCGGGUACGUCACAUUCACUUCCAGACUCUCCAAAUUUGGCAUCGGAUACUUCACAUUUGGUUUCGGAUACUUCACAUUCACUUCCAGAUUCUCCAAAUUUGAUUCCAGAUACUUUACAUUUGCCUUCAGAUACAGAAUAAAGAGAGAAAUAAGAGAAAAGGGUAUGCUUUUCUCUUUUUUCUUUACUGCGGCUUCUCUGUGAUAACUUUUUGUUUUCGCUAAUUUACUUUGGCUAAAGCUUUAGCAAUUGCUUGGUCAUUUGUAUUUUCCGUACCUGUUUUAUGAUACAAUGUCUGAUUAUAUGAAAUGGAAAACAUAAAUGUUUCUAUCUUGCCUUUUUGGUGGCGUGACUUUGCUUCUUUUUCUUUUCUCAUGAAUUGAAGAACCAUGAAUUUCUUUUC
This is a messenger RNA of Camellia sinensis, 2117 nucleotides long. RefSeq names its product CBL-interacting serine/threonine-protein kinase 12. Gene Ontology annotation, biological process: signal transduction; protein phosphorylation. Gene Ontology annotation, molecular function: protein serine/threonine kinase activity; ATP binding. The record is from RefSeq and is a predicted model, not a curated record. NCBI's taxonomy places the organism in Eukaryota, Viridiplantae, Streptophyta, Magnoliopsida, Ericales, Theaceae.